Aedes aegypti (yellow fever mosquito) is the source of this 2270-nucleotide messenger RNA. It is a transcript of the gene Ube2g1, whose product is annotated as ubiquitin-conjugating enzyme E2 G1. Gene Ontology annotation, biological process: proteasome-mediated ubiquitin-dependent protein catabolic process; protein polyubiquitination. NCBI's taxonomy places the organism in Eukaryota, Metazoa, Arthropoda, Insecta, Diptera, Culicidae. Bases 360 to 860 code for a protein of 166 amino acids. The record is from RefSeq and is a predicted model, not a curated record. Gene Ontology annotation, molecular function: ubiquitin conjugating enzyme activity. The transcript is spliced from 4 exons.
CAACCCAGUUCAGCCAACGUUGCGGCAUCAAAACACACUGAAAGAGUUCGCUUCGUUCGUUUGGCUCUGCAGAUCGGCAGCCAUAAAAUUUUCGCGAUAAUCUAAUUCCGCAGGAAUCGGGAAAUUGUUCUCCAUUUUACGUGUCCGGCAAACGUUCCGGUGAAUGCGCGUGUCGUGAAUUGUGUCAGCCAGGAAAAAGUUCCGAGUGCAAUCGAUAAUCAAGAGGAUUUAGCAGAGUCAGCAUCCGAAAGCCGCAGGCAAGGAACCAAUCGUCGCCCAGUUCGACAUUUUUCUUUUUUAGUGUCCAGUGAUACAGUUUUUUACUUGGGAGAAAGCGUAUUUACCAGCAUUCAGCUUAAAUGUCAGAACCUCAGUCUUCGUUGCUGCUGAAAAAACAGUUAGCAGAGUUGAGCAAAAACCCUGUUGAGGGAUUUUCAGCCGGACUAAUCGACGACAAUGACAUCUUCAGAUGGGAAGUACUUAUCAUCGGCCCUCCAGAUACCCUCUACGAGGGCGGUUUCUUCAAGGCACACCUGCACUUUCCGAAGGAGUACCCGCUGAGGCCUCCGCGCAUGAAGUUCGUCACAGAGAUCUGGCACCCGAACAUCGACCGCAACGGAGACGUGUGUAUCAGCAUCCUGCAUGAGCCAGGCGAUGACAAGUGGGGCUACGAGAAGGCUUCCGAGCGCUGGCUGCCGGUGCACACCGUAGAAACGAUUCUAAUAUCGGUGAUCUCGAUGCUGGCCGAUCCCAACGACGAAUCGCCGGCGAACGUCGACGCGGCCAAGGAGUGGCGAGAGGCGUAUCCAGAAUUCAAGCGGAAAGUGGCGCGAUGUGUUCGGAAGAGUCAAGAGGAUUAGAAACAUUAUGAGACGGAGGGAAGACGAACAGAGAGCAACACGAAGGAAUGAACGAAGAAGGACAUUCAACAGGUGAUACCAGAGCCAGACACAGACAUCGGGAGAAGAAACAGAUUCCGCUCUUUCUCUCUCUUUUGCUCUUAUUCGAUUGCACUGUCAUGGCUAAAUGAACAGAUUACAGAGAGGGAGGAGCGAAUCAGAUAAUUGCUUGCUGGAGAGAGUAAACACUCAGGAAAAUCAAUCACACGUUUGUCCUGUUGAAAAUUACGUGCUUAUACAAAUAGGUGUAAAGUGCCCGCUAAAUGAUUGAGAAGAACAUGGAAGGAGUGAGUGAUUAAUGACAAAACGGUGUGGCACUCUGGCCAAAAUAAACCGGAUGAUAAACCAUUUUGCGACGACUGCUCAUUAUACUUGAAUUCAAGCUAUUCAGAAUAGAAGGAAAACUACUGUAAUGAGAUUGAUACUAAGUAUAAGUUAAAAUAAUUUCCACCUUCUACUGAAGAACACAUUCAGUGUUUCGUUCUGUAUGUUUAGGAAGAAACAAAAAAAAAAAAGCUUUUUAAAUUUACGUUGAAAAUCUGAAACUUUUGUGUGAUACUUCUGUUUCCUAAUAAUUACAAAAAAAAAGAACAAAGCAAACAAAAUACAAUUCGAAAAAUAGGAAGAUUGCCCGCCCUCGGCUGGGCUGUCUGGCUGAUAAUAAUGUAAAUAGUGCAGUUUCCGCGUAGACAGGCAAACGAGAAACAACGUGUAACCAAACCAAACCGACUAAAGUAAUUUCUACCGCGCAUCCUUCCUUGGAUCUAUGGUUAAGAGUAAUCCCGCUAAAAACGAAAUAAUAAAUACCUAUUACCUUACACACAACUAACAUUUACGAACUGAAAGUUAAAACAUCCAAGUCAACAGAAAAAAAAACUACACCACCACCACCACCACAAAUGCAACACUUAUUCUUCUACUUAAAGAAAAAAAAAAACAAAUAUAAGUAACAUUAUUGAUUUAAGUUUGCUAGAAUAAAACAGCAAGACAAUUAACAAAAUAAUAACGAAGCAUUUCAUUUAACACCCUCUCCACCCCCGUUCCACAACACUCAUCGCCCAUUUCGCUUCCUUUUUCAUUCGUUUCGGACAUCGCCUCGGCAGAACUCGAAUUGUUAAAAACCCACUUUCAGAAUUACACACACACACCUACCCAACUCCCCCCAUCCCCAAAGAAGGGUAAGGGGACGCAAAAUUGUGUAGUUGCUUCCGUGAAAAUUACAAAAAAAAAAACAAACAAAGAUGACUGAAGUGAUGGAUGGUUGUUAGGAGAAAAGAAAACAAUACAAUGAUGUGUAUUGAGAGCAUUUGCCAACAUCACAUAACACACUCGAACACAGUAAUAAAUUGAAACAGCCUGAAAAUAAGGAAA